UCGGCUGCGUGCGCAGGGUUCACUCGUGUCCUGCCCUUGUGCUGUGAUCCGGCGCGUGGACAGAGACACACUGCAUUUCUCUCCUUCAUACACACACACACACACACACACACACACUGAGAGAGAGAGAGAGAGAGAGAGAGAGAGAGAGAGAGAGAGAGAGAGAGAGAAGGAGAGAAAGAGAGAGAGGAGGCGGAAACCUCCAUCUGCCCUGCUCGGUGACCGACCCGUCAUCCUCGGGCUCGGGGAAGAAACGGAUCCUCUCCUCACCGUGAAGGAACCGAGAAGGAACCGAGGAGGAACCGAGGAGGAACCGAGGAGGGGACAAAAGAAGGAGGAAAAAGGAGGGAAUAUAUCAUGGAGGAGAUCUAUAGUCUAUAUAUAGGCUAUGCCCCGGACUGCACCACCACCACCUCCACCACCUGCCCUCCUGGUACCGGUCAAUGAGAGGCAGCAACAGCCCGGUCUGAACAGAAAACCCUCCCUCUCCAGUUCCUCCUUCACCUCCAUCACCCCUCUUUCUCUCCCUCUCUACCAUGUUCUCCUCACUUCCAUAUGUUAACAAACACACUCGUCUUAUUUUAGCAUCACUGCCUUCCUCCUCCUCCUCCUCCUCCUCCUCCUCCUCUUCCUUCUCUUGCCCUCCUCUCUUCUGAGUCUCUCCUUUCACACACACACACACACACAGACACACACCGGAAAAUGAAGCGUGGGUCGAGUGUGUUGCAGCCUCCCUCUGAUGCAGCCAAACGACACACACACCCUGCAAACACACACACGAACACACACUCUGGUGGUGGUGGUGGUGGUGGUGGCGAUGCUGGCUCUCUGAGUGUGGCCAACACACACGCUGCAGACACGCACGGCGAGCGCACAGCAGACGCCACAGGUUCGAGUCCCUUCCCGGCGGCCACUUCUCUCUUCAGCCCUGAUGUCAGCACCAAGAUGGCGUCCGACCUCCUCAUUAGGCUGUCAGAGGCCACCCAGAAGGCCCAGGUGCAUCCUGGGAGGCGAGUGGAGGUGGAGCUUCAAAGGCGUGAGGCCCUGCCGGAGGCGCGAGGUGGUCAGCAGGACGAGCCGGGCCUCGCUCUCUCGCCGGACGGGCCCGGGGCGAGUCCUGAGCCGCCAUCGCUCUCACAUACGCCUGACGGCAACGCUGCAACGGACACACUGGCUUCAGACAUGCUGAGGAAACUGGCAGAGCGCCAAGAAGUUCACAUCCACGCUGUGAGGGUCAAAGAAGAAGAAGAGCCAAUGGAAGUCGACACGCUUGUCGUCCGUGAUCGACCAAUCAAAAAAGAGAUGACCUCACCUUCCCUGAUGGCGAGCCGCCAUCACUUCAGCAUAAAAACAGAGGACCAGGUCCUCAGUGGUCACAAGAAUGGAGAGCAGAUGCAUCCUGGAGCCACGAUGGCCGACCGGUGUCUCCAUGGCCUUAAAAGAGAGGACACAUUUGAUACCAGCUCUAAGACUGCAGCCAGCCUCGUCUCUGGAGCUAGCAAGCUUCAGUUCCGAGUAAAAAUGGAGGACCACAGCGUCUCUGGAGCCAAAAUGGAAGACCAGCUCCUACCUGGGGCUAAAAUGGAGGAACGGCUUCUCCUUAAAGCAAAAAAUGCAGAGCGACCUCUCUCUGCCGCCAAAAUGAGCAACAGAUUUCUUACUGGAGCCAAGAUGGUGGACCAGUUUCCUUCAGGGGCCAAGCUGGAGAACCAGCUCCUCUUGGGAAACAAAAUGGAGAGUCGGCUCAUUCCUGGAGCCAAAAUGGCAGACCAGGUUUUCCCAGGAGUGAAGACGGAGGACCAGCUCUUCUUUGGAGUCAAGUCAGAGGACCAGUUCAACUCCGGAGCCAAGAUGGCCGACCAGUGCCUCCGAGCCGUGCUGUGGCAGGACAUGUCGGUGAACCUGGCGUCCACGCUGCUUCACCAGCUCUCAGAGAGGGUCAGUAAAUCCAACAGCCGGCUGGUGGAGAGGAUGACUCCGCCCCUCAGAAGCAGUCCUGUUUUAAAGGUGAAUGUGGAUACUCUUCGCUCCUCCCCCCUCCUCAGCUCACAGGAACCUCCACAUGAAACCAAAACCAGCUUCAGUAAAGAUCAAACCACAGGUUGCUCUUACUUCUACAGGUGUCACGUCUGUGGCUUUGAGACGGACGGGCGAGCCCUGUUCCAGAGUCACAUGACCGAACACCGCCAAUGGGAGCAGGCCUCCUUCUCGCUGCACUGCUGCGUGUGCGACCACUCGACCAAUCAGGAGGCGGAAAUGAGGGCUCAUGCCAACACGCACAUACACGGGAACACGGACGCCAGCGGAGAGAUGAGAUGCCCCGUCACACCUCCCACCGCCACCCUCGGCAUCGCUCCGUCAGUUUCCAUGCCAACCCAGCCGGAGAAUAGCACCUCGGAGCAUCGCUGCCGCAUCUGCCAGAGGUCGUUUCCAGGGCAACAGGAGCUGCUGGUUCACUUCCAGGGUCAUCGCCAAGGCAACCAGUACCGGUGCGACCGGUGCGGCCACCUGACGCGAACCGCCAACAAGCUGGUGGAGCACGUGCGCGUGCACACGGGCGAGCGACCGUUCACCUGCGAGCUCUGCCCCUACAGCGCCAAGAGACGGGACAGUCUGCGGCUGCACUGCAAGGUCAAACACCCCGCAGACGUGCACACACACGUGCACACACAUCGCUCCUACGUGCAUGGAGACAAUCAGAGAGGAGUGCACAAACACCUGCAGCGGCUGCACACACCGCCGCACAUGCACACUGCUGCUCCCUCCUCCUCCUCCUCCUUCUCCUCCUCCUCCUCCUCCUCCUCCUCCUCCUCUCUUCCUGCUCUUCAUCCCUUGCUCUCUGACCGCGCAGGCUGGAGGGAUCUGUCUCCUCUCCUCCCCAUCACCACACUUAUCACUCUGAAACCACGUACUCCUUCUUCAUCCCCCUCCUCCUCCUCCUCCUCCUCCUCCUCGUCUUCCUCCAACAAACACUCCUUCCUCGGUUACCUUGGUCUGACGACGUCUUUGUAAAUGCUUUCUUUUCUUUUGUCCCUUUAACCCCUCCUUCUUUCCUCCUCCCUCCUUUCUUCUCCUUCAUCCCUCGUUCCUUCUUCUUCCUUUACCUGAUAUCCUUGACCUCUUUUGUCUCCCCUCUUUCUCUCCCUGUCCUCUAUAGAUCAUAUUCACAUGACAGCUGUUGUGCUGACGUCACACUCAGGGUGGAUUAUUGAGCCGUGAAGUCUGCGUUUAGCAUGGGAGGUGUUCCAGUUUCUGUCUGUAGAAAAAUGUGUGGUCCAAGUUGUAUUGACCAAUCACAAGACAGAAUUCCAUUCAACAAACAAACAUUGUAGUUUUCUUCUCCUCUUGAGGACAGACCUGACAAAGACUUUUACUUUCAGCUACAACUAACCUGUAAUUACAGAUUCUGAUUCAGAAACAUGUUGAAUCUGGAUCUCAGGGUCUGGAUUUUAGUCUGAGAAGGGUUCUGGUUUCUGUCUGUAGUCUGAGUAGUAUCCAACAAUCAGGUGUCAGAAGGAAAAACAGUCUGUAUGGAGAGCAGCAGCAGGUGUUCUAGAAUUCUGACAUCAAAGACAGAGUUUCAGAAUUCUGUCUUUGAUGUCAGAAUUCUGUCUUUGAUGAUGUCAGAAUUCUAUCUGUGAUGUCAGAAUUCUGUCUUUGAUGAUGUCAGAAUUCUAUCUUUGAUGUCAGAAUUCUGCCUUUGAUGAUGUCAGAAUUCUGUCUGUGAUGUCAGAAUUCUGUCUUUGAUGACGUCAGAAUUCUGUCUUUGAUGACGUCAGAAUUCUGCCUGUGAUGUCAGAAAUCUGUCUUUGAUGACGCCAGAAUUCUGCCUGUGAUGUCAGAAAUCUGUCUUUGAUGUCAGAAUUCUGUCUGUGAUGAUGUCAGAAUUCUGUCUUUGAUGAUGUCAGAAUUCUGUCUUUGAUGAUGUCAGAAUUCUGUCUUUGAUGUCAGAAUUCUGAGAACAAAUAUAACAUUCUGUGAAGAAGGUCAGAACUAAAAAAUACAUCAGUAUCUCUAAUCCUCUUUCAUAGACCUCCUUUCACAAACAAACAUUUUAAAAGUAGUGUUCUUCAGACCCGUUAAUUACCAGAACAUCAGUUCUUGUUUCAGGUUCAUAGCGCUGAAGGAAGCUCCUGUGUAACUUAUUAUUUACAUUGAAACUGAGACUCACCAGAAACUGAUGAUCAGGUGCUAACAAAACAUACAAAGAAGACAUUUCUGGAGGGGUAAAUUCUGUGGCGCUUCUCAUGUUGCUGAUAGGACUAAAAAAAGUCCUAGCUAAAAGUUGUUGAUCGCUAACCACUGACGUACACAGUUAGCAUUAAACUGCUAGCUUAAAUAAACCUGGAGUCUGACCUCAGGUUUGUAUAAAACUGUUCAAUAUGAGCCUAAAUAUCGAUGGAUAUGAGCUUUGUACUGUUGUGUUCUUCAUUCUCAGAUGGAAAUGUUAGCCAGGAAGUGACUGAAUGCUAACGUUAGCUAGCUGUGUUCGGACGGUAGCUUAUGGGACAUCAGGUACGUUUUUUUAUCGUGAUAUGUGGCACAGGAAAUUUACAUCAUCCAUCGACUUUAAACAGACGUGAAAACAGCAUUAACCUUGACAGCUAAGUGUGACAUCACAGGAAAAUGGUCGCCAUGUGAAUGUGGACUAUUCCACUCCUCUCAUUGUUACCUCAUUCCUUUCUUAAUUCCUUCUCCUCUCCUUUCCUCUCCUCCUCCCCCUCCCUCUUCUAUCCAUCCUGUGGACUUUUAAAGUGAUGGAUGUAAAGCUCUGUAAUGUAUCAAGGUACUGUCACUCAGCACUACUGUAUGUAUGAGAAUGUCAAUCAGCUCCUGUUAUGCUAAAUGCACUGAAAACUCACAGUUAGGGAACGUUUUGAAUUUAUUCAACUUUUUGCA
Notolabrus celidotus (New Zealand spotty) is the source of this 4899-nucleotide messenger RNA. Its product is annotated as zinc finger protein 827-like. The record is from RefSeq and is a predicted model, not a curated record. The transcript is spliced from 9 exons. Gene Ontology annotation, molecular function: RNA polymerase II transcription regulatory region sequence-specific DNA binding; DNA-binding transcription factor activity, RNA polymerase II-specific; chromatin insulator sequence binding. NCBI's taxonomy places the organism in Eukaryota, Metazoa, Chordata, Actinopteri, Labriformes, Labridae. Gene Ontology annotation, cellular component: chromosome; nucleus. Gene Ontology annotation, biological process: regulation of transcription by RNA polymerase II. Bases 703 to 3012 code for a protein of 769 amino acids.